Messenger RNA from Cyanistes caeruleus (blue tit), 1129 nucleotides. It is a transcript of the gene CIMIP4, whose product is annotated as ciliary microtubule inner protein 4. The record is from RefSeq and is a predicted model, not a curated record. NCBI's taxonomy places the organism in Eukaryota, Metazoa, Chordata, Aves, Passeriformes, Paridae.
GCUCUGCCUGGGGCAGCAAGGUCUGGCAGCUGUCUCCAGCUCAGGGUAAAGCAAAAGGGAGGAGGUGGAAGUAAAGAGAAAAUCAGUUGAUUCAGAUUUUGCCAAUUUUUUAAAGAAUUAUCAUCAGGUUUCUAUUGAACUUUUGAUUUUUGACAGUUAAUAAAAUCUUAGAUGAUGCAUCUGUGAGUAUUUCUAAUUCUCCUCUGUUACCUGCAACCUGCUUGUGUUGAGUGGGAAAAACAGCUCUGCUGCAUGAGAGUUACAAUCUGUGCCUGAAGACAUGCAGAAAUUCCAGUGGCCUGAUGAAUGAUCAGGAGCAGAAUGAAUGCCGAGUCCAGUGCUAAAAUACGGCACUGGGUACUGGACAUGGGAGGGCCAAGCUGUGGUUCUGUCAUUGAUUCUAUGGAAGACUUCUUUCCAGCCCACCAUCUUCCCAUUUGGAAUGUGGAAAAAGGGAGUACCUUCCAUAUGGCAGCUGGGUCCAACCCACAGGGAGGUGUGUUGCUUCCCUGGGGUUCAGCAAGGAUAACCCUUCUCCACGCUGUGUGAAUUCCGUUUCCCAUGGAGCUGGAGCCCACAGCUCAUAGAUGGAGGGAGCAUUGUUCCCUAGCAACCAUCUCUACUCUUCAGCCUUCAUCCAGGACCUUGUACAAACCACCAGUCACCAUACAGGGAUCAUGGACCAGGUGAGAGAGAAAUGCCAAGCUCAGGACAAUGCAGCAUUAGAAACAGGACAGAAAGGACUCAACGACUGUACUGAAAUGACAAAAAAUUACUUGACCUGGGCAUCUCUUUCAGAUUACCAACAGCUGAGUUACAACUUCAACAUAAAUAUCUUCCCAGGUGGUCCACUGAAGAGCCAAAGCUUGAUGAGAGAUUCCUACACCCCUGAUGUAUUUCAGAAGGCAGUGAUAGAUCCCAGGCAUUGGCAUGGAAGGACAAUUAAUGAGCUAGGGAGAUGGUAUGAGAAAUAUUUCCUAGAUCUUAACGUGCAGAAAGCAAUAAAGGAGAAACAUGGGAGGCGUAAAAAAAAAAAAGAUUCCUAGAAGAUGAAGGUUGAAGAUUGGAAUGCAUUCAACAAUGAGUCUUUUCCUUCUGCCAUCUAAUAAACCUGCCUGUGAAAUCUGAA